Messenger RNA from Cicer arietinum (chickpea), 696 nucleotides. The record is from RefSeq and is a predicted model, not a curated record. Lineage: Eukaryota; Viridiplantae; Streptophyta; Magnoliopsida; Fabales; Fabaceae.
AUGGCACAGGGAGACCAGCUCAUUUCAUUUGCCAUUUGGAGAGAUGACCAUUACUUUAGACGACGUAGCUACUCUCCUUCACAUAUCACCGAAUGUCGUCUCAUUCAAACUAAUCAGUUUGAGUGUGCGGUUAGAACGUAUCUAUUGCAUUUAGUUGGCAGCACAAUUUUCGCCGAUAAAACGCAUACGUGUGUGGAGGCGAAAUACAUUAGUUUAUUUAUUGAUUUAGAUCGUUGUCAACACUAUUUGUGGGCUGCCGCGGCAUUGGUUUUCCUUUAUGAUAACAUGGGAGAUGGGGCUGUCCACGACACUCGACAGUUAGGAGGUUACAUGACCCUUUUACAGUGCUGGAUCUACGAACACUUCCCUAGGAUCUGUAAGCGGGGCGAUAGAGGUGCGGUUCCUGCACAUCUUCCAAUAGCAUGUAGGUGGAUUGCAAAACAUGUUGUUGAAGGUGGAUUAGUGACCUAUCGGCAGAGACUUGAUGCUUUGUUGCUUGAGGAUGUACUGUUUACACCAUAUGAUAAUGAUCGAGCUAAUCAUCCGUUUGAAGAUAUUUCGAUGUUCUCUGGUUAUCUUCGAUGUGGUGGAGUCUCAGUCCCAUAUUUGCCAGAGCGAUGUCUUCGACAAUUUGGUCGUAUUCAGUGCAUCCCGCCUGAUGUUCCUCCUAGGCCCGUCAGUAUAGAUUGGGUGUAG